Messenger RNA from Bicyclus anynana (squinting bush brown), 1274 nucleotides. It is a transcript of the gene epsilonCOP, whose product is annotated as coatomer subunit epsilon. NCBI's taxonomy places the organism in Eukaryota, Metazoa, Arthropoda, Insecta, Lepidoptera, Nymphalidae. Gene Ontology annotation, molecular function: protein binding; structural molecule activity. Gene Ontology annotation, biological process: retrograde vesicle-mediated transport, Golgi to endoplasmic reticulum; endoplasmic reticulum to Golgi vesicle-mediated transport; intra-Golgi vesicle-mediated transport. Gene Ontology annotation, cellular component: COPI vesicle coat. The transcript is spliced from 7 exons. The coding region runs from base 49 to 957 and encodes 302 amino acids. The record is from RefSeq and is a predicted model, not a curated record.
UGUUUGUCAUGUUCAGUUGUCAUUGUCAAAGCAGCACAACUUGUCAAAAUGGCACGUCAGCAACAAGAUGUUGAUGAACUUUUUGAUGUUAAAAAUGCUUUUUACGUUGCAAAUUACCAACAAGCCAUCAACGAGGCACAAAAUGUGAAACCUUCUUCUCCCCUGGUAGCACUUCAAAGAGAUGCUUUCCUGUACCGAUCAUACAUUGCUCAGGGUAACUUCAGGAUUGUGCUGCAAGAACUGAGAACAGCCGAUCCUAUGUUACAACCACUGAAGAGUUUGGUGGAGUAUCUGUCUCCUGGUGCUAAUAAGCCAGCAAUAGUUGCUGAUAUUGAUGCUAAAGUUGCAAAGGGUAUAGAGCUGUCAAAUGAAGUGUUCCUCAUAGUGGCUGCCACAAUUUAUUAUCAUGAAGAAAACUAUGAAGCUGCCUUGAAAAUUCUCCAUGGAACUGAAGCACUGGAAUUGCGUGCCUUUACCUUGCAAUGCUUGCUGGCUAUGAACAGGCCGGACUUGGCUCGCAAGCAGUUGAAGGCUCUGCAGGAUAUAGAAGAUGAUGGUACCUUGACACAACUGGCACAAGCUUGGCUGAAUCUAGCACAGGGUGGUCCGGGCGUGCAGGACGCGCACUACAGUAUAAUGGAGCUGGCAGAGAGACUUGGUACCCUGGGCGCUAGACCCGCAGCUGUGGGGGCCGCCGCCGCCGCCUCCAGGGGUAUGUGGGAGGAAGCGGAGCAGAUGCUGAUGGAAGCGCAGACGCGGGCGCCGCAGCAGCCCGAGCUCCUGCUGGCGCUGGCCGUCACUGCAGCGCACAGCGGGAAACCGCCAGAGGUGUCAAGUCGCUACCUGGCACAACUGCUGGACUCUCACGCCGAGCACCCCUUCGCGAAGGAGUACAACGCGAAGAGCAACGAGUUCAAACGUCUCUGCGCGCAGUACCAGCCCUCGGUGGCGAGCUAAGUGCACCCCUUCAAUGACAUAUUUAGGGUUUGUCUGUUUUUCCAAAAUUUUCAAUCCCAUCUUACAAUAGACUGCGAAGUAAUCGUAGCGCUGUCAUACACAGCAAUGAGAUUCCAAGUUAUUAUUUUUUUGAUUUUGGAUUUUUUUACUGGUUGAAUUCCAUGUAAACAAUCUAGCAGAUAAUGUAGUUUAGCAAAUGUGAUUUUUAUUCAGUUCAGAUAGAUUUUAAUAAAUAUGAUGUAUUUUCACAUAUGAUUUUUCUUGUUAUGCUGUAUGUAAGAAUAUUAUAUUUAAAUAAAUGUAUUGUAAACUUAAAA